CUCCCUCCUCCUCCAGCAGCCAAAGGGAUUUUUUCCCCUUUCUUUUCUCUCUCUCUCCUUUUUUUUUCCUUAAUUUUUUCCCUCCUCCUCCUCCUCUUCCUCCCCGCCGCGGAGCUGGGCGCCAGCGUGAAGGAUAAAUAAAAAGCGAAGAGGAAGAGGCUGGGGGGGAGGAGGAGGAGGAGGAGGAGGUGGGGGGGAAGAAGGAAAGAAGAAGAAGAAAGCGAGCAAGAAAAGAAAGCGAGGAGCCAGGCUGCCAGCCCAGCCGCGCCGCUCCCGGCAGCCAGGGCAGGAGGCGGCGGCGGUGGCGGAGUGGGGGCCGGCGGCCGGCGAUGGAUGACCAGCCGCGGCUGAUGCACACGCACAGCGGGGUGGGGAUGCCGGGGCACCCGGGCCUGUCCCAGCACAUGCAGGAUGGACCAGGCGGGGCGGAGGGGGAGGCAGGCAGGAAGCAGGACAUCGGAGACAUCUUACAGCAGAUUAUGACCAUCACGGACCAGAGUUUGGACGAGGCGCAGGCCAGGAAACAUGCUUUAAACUGCCACAGGAUGAAGCCAGCCCUUUUUAAUGUCUUGUGUGAAAUCAAAGAAAAAACAGUGCUGAGCAUCCGAGGAGCGCAGGAAGAGGAGCCCACGGAUCCCCAGCUGAUGCGGUUAGACAACAUGCUCCUGGCCGAGGGGGUAGCAGGCCCCGAAAAAGGAGGUGGCUCAGCCGCUGCUGCCGCUGCUGCUGCAGCAUCAGGAGGAGCCGGCUCUGACAACUCAGUGGAGCACUCUGACUACAGAGCCAAACUCUCCCAGAUCCGGCAGAUCUACCACACGGAGCUGGAGAAGUACGAGCAGGCGUGCAAUGAAUUCACCACCCACGUGAUGAACCUGCUGCGUGAGCAGAGCCGGACCCGACCUAUCUCACCAAAGGAGAUAGAGCGGAUGGUGAGCAUCAUCCACCGCAAGUUCAGCUCCAUCCAGAUGCAGUUGAAGCAAAGCACGUGUGAAGCUGUCAUGAUCUUGCGCUCCCGAUUUCUGGAUGCACGGCGGAAGAGACGAAACUUCAACAAGCAAGCUACAGAAAUUCUGAAUGAGUAUUUCUAUUCCCAUCUCAGCAACCCCUACCCCAGUGAGGAAGCCAAAGAAGAGCUAGCCAAGAAAUGUGGCAUCACAGUCUCACAGGUAUCAAACUGGUUUGGAAAUAAGAGAAUCCGGUACAAGAAGAACAUAGGUAAAUUUCAAGAGGAAGCCAAUAUUUAUGCUGCCAAAACGGCUGUCACGGCUACCAAUGUGUCAGCCCAUGGAAGCCAGGCUAACUCACCCUCAACUCCCAAUUCAGCUGGUUCUUCCAGUUCUUUUAACAUGUCAAACUCUGGAGAUUUGUUCAUGAGCGUGCAGUCUCUCAAUGGGGAUUCUUACCAAGGGGCCCAGGUUGGAGCCAACGUGCAGUCACAGGUGGAUACCCUUCGCCAUGUUAUCAGCCAGACAGGAGGAUACAGUGAUGGACUCGCAGCAAGUCAGAUGUAUAGUCCGCAGGGCAUCAGUGCUAAUGGAGGUUGGCAAGACGCUACUACCCCAUCGUCGGUGACCUCCCCCACAGAAGGCCCUGGCAGCGUUCACUCUGAUACCUCCAACUGAUCUCCCAGCAAAUUGCAUCCCUGGCUGAGCCGGUCCCGGCGGGGCAGGAGGGGAGGGGGCCUCUCCUAACACCGCAGCAGUCAGACUGGAGGUGAACCCAAUCAGCACACACAAGAAGAUUCCUUCUCUUCUCUUCUCUUCGUCGGGAUGCUUUUUUCAGCCAAUCUGGACACUUCUUUAUACUCUCUUCCCUUUCUUUUCUGGGUAGAAGCCGCUCCCCACCUGCCACCGCCACACCACCACUCCCUUUCCCCUCACCCCUUCCCACCGAAGGAUAUGUCAACAGGUAGAAGGAUUUUAAGGAGGAAAAGCAAAAAUCAACUGCCACCAUACAAAACAACCCCAAAGCAGUGUACAGCCUCAUGCUGGGCAUCUUUCUGAGGAGCCACAAAUGUACCUCUCUCAUGUCUCACUCCUUUACUAGCAGGCAGCCUCCCUUACUCCUCCUGUCUCAUGCUACCUCUCCGUAGGGAAACGCCACUGCAGCCCUGCUGCUGCCUCAUCUCCAGCGGCCCUGGCCACAGCCAGCACCUCCCCUCCCUGCGCCUAGUCCUGUUUUGGUGAGCUGUCCCCCAUGCACUGCUGGUGAUGGGUGGGUGGACACAGCCUCUGUGCAUGUAGAAGAAGUCGGCAUGCUCCUCUUUGCUUCCAAAAGGUACCAGACAUUCCCAGCCCUGGGUAAACUGACAGCACUUCCUGGUCCCUGCCCUGCCCUGCCAUAAAUCUCACUGGCUGCUGUAGACUGAAUGAGCCAUGAAACCCUCCAUCUUCUCUGCCCACUGUUGGAGGGGAGGAGAGGAGAGAAGGAAACGAGGCAGAGGCAGGUGAGAAAUGGCCGUCACUGGUUAUGAAGGCUCUGAGCACCUCCACGGUGGUGUACCCUGAUCAGUUUUCUCACAGCACCUAGGGAGGCUGGUGGUGGAUGUAUUCCUGGCAAGAAAAGUGUCACGGGUUGUUUGCGUGUGUUUCUGGGACCGUGCCGCACUGCAGAAGAUGAGGAGGUGGGUUCCCCAGUGCAGGCAAGACCAUGAGAGGAUGGUGGCACCUGCUGCAUUCCCAAAGCCCUGCCAGGCAAGCAGUGAGGGUUGGGCGGCAGGAUUUAAAGGGCUUGAUGUGUUGGGGUGAGCACACUGGGUGCUUUCAGUAAUGGUUAAAGCAACAGCUCUGUAGGAUAAGAGGUGCCCCUCUUGGGGAUGUCUUUCUGAUAAAGCUCCUGGUUUUAUCCAUUACUCUGGACAGUAGCAAUCGAUACCAUAGGAAAACUCAUGGGAUUUUCUGCCCAGAUUUUGUGGCCUGCUCUUUGGACAGCUGGUGGGGGCUGGAACACUCCUUCAGGCAGCUGAUGCUGGGAGAAAAUGGCUUUCAUUGAAGAACAGGGUGAGGAGGCACCAAUCUGCCCCUGGCAACGGGCUGAGCUUUGUACCAUAGUGGUACUUUUGGCGACUGGUUCUUCCAGUGUGUGCAAGCAGGUUCAGCCAUCUUGUGGCAAGAUCCUGGGUGUCAUAGGGAUCACCGUGGGUACAGCAUAAAUAGCACCUUGUAAUGGAUCUGAAUACCUGUUGGCCACAUCUCAUGCACUUGCACAUCCAUGCCCACCCUGCCAGUGCUGGUGCCAGCCAUCUCAAGAUGGGAACUGCCAGUGCAGAGCAGCCUUAAGCAGGAACCACAUUAAAUUACAGCUCUGCCAAAAAAAAUUUCUACCCUUCUGGUGGAAAAAAUGAUGGUUGGCCUGCAGGCCAGAGUGGUGGUGCCCCCACAGCUCUGACAUGCUGUCGCUUUGCAGCUCGGGGCCAGCAGUGUGACUCGCUUGAAGUGGAGGUGAAGCCUGCCUUUCCAUGGGGAACAAGCCCAAAAGGCUUCAAAACAUCUGCUCUGAAAUUUGUGACCUUUCCCCAAAUAUGAGAGGUGCCAUUUCAUUAGAUUUUCUCCUUCCGAGCUUGUGGGGUCAGAGUAGGAUGCAAAAGAUAGAUGAGAAACAGCACAAGCUACCUUUUGCUUGUUUUUUGUAUCUCCAGUUGAGACAUUCUGUUCCUUUCAGAUCUAUACCCGGGGUUGGGGGCUGUGUUGCAGAGCAUGGUGCAACAAGUGAGGUCUGGGGCUGCUUCCCAGCUGGGAAUAUCUUAAGAUCAAUGCGAAGCUGGUUUCUCCAAGAGGAUGGUUAGGAGGUGUUGCCCAUUUUCCCAAGCUGUGCACCUUCCUGCUUUCCUCCUCCCAUGGCUUCCCCCACUGCAGCCUUUUCACCAUUUCCAGGUUAUUUUGUAGAAAAACAUUCUGGCAAAGCACUUCAGGGACACAGAACUGGAUCACGUCUGUUCUCUGGAGUGGCAGCAGUGCUGUACCUGCAGGAAUGCCAUGGUACCUCUUGGAAAUCAACCGGGAACAAUCCAGAACCACCUGCUGACUGGAGCCGGCCCAUGCCAGGGCUGCCUUCCCCUGCCCUGCAACUGCUGCCCCUCCUGCCUGCACUCCCUGCGCACAGCACCCCUGUCGUGGGCAGGGUGCUCGCUCCUCCAUGGUACUUUGCAGAUCACCUCCUGAGUUCCCUGGUUGGUCCCUCCGGUUUGUGUUGGCGUAGCUGCUUGCUUGCCUUUUCCUUUGCUUUCUUUAUUUUGGGGUUUUGUUUCUCCUCCCCUUUCACCCCUUCCCCCAGCCCCAAGUGUUGUGGGGUUUUUUCUCCUUUUUUAUUAUUUUUUUUCUGCCCAGAAAAACCUGACUUCGAUACCAAAAAAAACAAAACAAAAAAAACAAAAACAAACAAAAAAAACUAACAAAAAACCUGCAGAAACAAAAAAAAAGAAAAAAAAAAGCCACAAAAAAAACUCGACGAUUCUUUCAGCUUUAUUAACAUUUUCCAUUGUUUCUUGCGAUUUGUGUCUCGUUCUUUGUAGUAUUGAUGAUAACGAACAUUUGAUAAUGAAUGUUCUUGUAUAUUCAGAUAAAGGAGAAAAAAAAAACCAAAAACGCAGUCGGAAUUUAAUAGUGUUUAUAAUAAAAGAAUAAAAAAUGACCCUCUUAGCACGCAAAAUUGAACAGGGGGAAGGUUCCAUCCCUGUUCUUUCUGUGGCAACAAGCGCUUCAUUCCUGUAUAGUUUAUAACAUCAAACUACCUACAUUCAUCUUUUGUUUGUUUGUUUGUUUUUCCCAUUAUUUUUUCCAUUUUCUCGCAUUUGUGAAUUAGUUCAAGAAUGCUAGAAAAGUGUAGAGUUGUGCACACUCAUUUCUUCUUACACAAUGUUUAAAAAGUGACAGUAAUUCAUUUUGUAAAACUUUAAAAAGAAAAAAAAUGGUUGGAAUAGUGAGCAUUAAUAGGUACAGUCUAACCCUUUAUGUUUCUUAACGUUGAGACCCAGAAAUUACCUUUUUUUUGGCAUUAUGGGGGGGGGGAGGGGGGCUUUGAUGAUGAUGCUGAAUUUACUUUGACCUGUCUGAGACAUCGGCCUUGCUGCUUCACCUGCGCUUUUGAGCUGUGCCCCAAGUGAUGUGAAAAGUGAUGGUGGUGUUUGGGUGGGGGAAUUCUGAGACUGGCCUCUCUCCUCCAGGGGGCCCCCACUCCUUUUGAUACCCAACUCAGAAGAUCCUUAGGUGGUUGCUUUGGGGCUGAACUGGGGAGUUACAUCUCCAGAGACGCAUGUGGUCCCAUGGGGUUUUGGCAAAUAGAUGCUGGGGGGUAAUGGGGAGUCAGGUGCUGAGCUUGGAAGUGUUGAAAGGGCAUGCAUCCUCCCAAAAUGUGCAGACAGUGGGCUUCAAUGCUCUUAUGCUCUGCCCUGAAUCCCAGUGGUACCCAAGGGUUUGCUGCAAGAGCCCAGGAUUGGAGGCACCCAUCAGCCCAACCACAGCUCUUGGCUGAAAAACUAAUUUGGAGCAAGGAAGGUACCAACCUCGUUUCAGUCAUGGACCUUGAUGGGGAUGGGGUCUCAUAGCCUAGCCCCAAGCCCCAGCGGCACAGGGUUGCUGGGAAAGAUAAGGGACGGGACGUGGCACCCUCCCAGACAUGGUGCGACAAAGCCAAAAUGCCCCCCAAAUAUAGCCUGAAAUCUCAGUGGCUGCAGAGUGGGGUUCAAGGAGAAGUGCUAAGGAAGAUGCUGGUGGGCACCACUUUAGUUCUCUCUCAAAAACAGUUUCCCUGUGCCCCCUCCCAAAAAAAAACAGCUUUUCACAUCACUGAACAGUUUAGGGUUUGGGGUAUUAUUUUUAAUCCCAAGGUUUCCUGGAGUCCUUUUGUUUUCAUACACCUUUAUUAUUAUUAUUAUUAUUAUUAAGACUAUGUAAAUCAGACGUUGCCUGGGGGGUUGGUUCUACUGGUUUGCUUUUUUUGUUCUUGCGAAGCCCUUUCUGUCCCUUGUAAAGAUGAUCCAAUUGUUCUGAGUUACUUUUUCUUUUCUGUUUUUUCCCCCAUCUUUUUUUUUCUCUUCCUAAUGGAUUCCAAAUAUUAAAAAAAGGAAAAAAAAAAAGAAAAACCCUAAAAAAAACCCCACCUCUCUGUUCCGACCUGGUUUUGAAACUUUAAGCUUUUCUGCUUCUGUAAAGAAAAAAAAAGGCCUCUGUCUUUCUGAUCCCAAUUGAGACUUUUAUGUUCUAUGACGAUACUAACAAGGUGUAGGUUUUACAGUUUCCUGAUUUGUACUGGUAAUGCAUAUUCCAAAUAAAUAGUUUCUUUUGUUGCAAAAAAAAAAAACAAAAAAAA
Molecule: messenger RNA, 6306 nt
Organism: Melopsittacus undulatus (budgerigar)
Lineage: Eukaryota; Metazoa; Chordata; Aves; Psittaciformes; Psittaculidae
Gene: PBX1
Product: PBX homeobox 1
Exons: 9
Coding region: 330-1622 (430 amino acids)
Biological process (GO): regulation of transcription by RNA polymerase II; eye development; animal organ morphogenesis
Cellular component (GO): nucleus
Molecular function (GO): DNA-binding transcription factor activity, RNA polymerase II-specific; RNA polymerase II cis-regulatory region sequence-specific DNA binding
Source: RefSeq, a predicted model, not a curated record